CAAUCCUUUGCAUUGAAGAAAUGGAAGAGGUUGGAGAGAAGAAGAAGAAGAAGACUGGUAAUCACAACUCCAUCCUAUUUCAAGUAGCUAUGGGAACUGCUCAACUACAAAAUAAGAGAAUCAUAUCGGAACCUAGAAAAGGAACUCUCUUGUUGUGUUGGAUAAGUGAUGAGUUACAUUUACAGUGGAAGAACAGAGAAACUGGGGUUAUAGAGCAAGACUUGAAACUUUCUAGUGACGCUUUGUUUCAAAGAGUUGAAGGUGUUCAAGAUGGCAAUAUAUAUGUGUUAAAAGAUUGCAGUAAAACGAACAAAUAUUUCUAUUGGUUACAAGAACGUCCAACAAUAGAAAAAGACGGCGAUUAUUACGCUUUUCAAAUUCAACAACUGAUUGACGCCAAUACAAGUGAGAAAAGAGAUAGCAACAAAAGUGACUCUUCUUUAUCCAACGAAUAUUCCGCAGUUGCAGCCAAUUCAUUGGAAACAGUUUUACAAAGCUUGAGACAGUUUCGACCACCAGUCACUGACCUUAAUCAAGUAUUGUCUGCCGAACGUAUCGUUCCUAUUGUAUCGGAUCCCAACUUGGAACAAUCCAUUCAUAGUUUAUACGAAUAUCUUCCAAAGGAUGACCAAAAUAGAGAGGGUCUAAUCCAAGUCCUCUCAAGUCCUUCGUUUCGUGAACAAGUCCAUAUUUUAAAUGCUGGCUUGCGUUCUCCUUAUGCGCCACAACUUUUAUACUCUCUGGGAUUUCCUGACGCUGUGAAUAAUGGUCCAGACUAUGUAAAGGCAUUUAUUCGUGCUAUUAUUCAGGACAAGAAUCUUGACCAUGAGAAGAAGCAGAGAGGAAAUGGAUGAAAUGAGAAAGUUAGUAUAUUAUCCGUCAGCAUAAACACGCAAUUGCUUCCCAUAGCAUAGUUUAGAAAGCAAUGGGAACGAAUGUGUCACCGAUAAUAGGAAAACUAUAUCUUCGAUGUGGAGUUGGUUUGAUAUGGUUCUUUCGAAUUGCUCUCUUCCUCCUCCUUUUUGAUAUGGAUAUUCUCUUCAUGAGCCCUCCCGAGUUCCAUUCUUUUACGUUUUUACAUGCAAUCCCUGUGUUUUAUUUUUUCAAUAAAUUGAACGAUAAGAAAAGAGUCUGUUAUUAC
Galdieria sulphuraria is the source of this 1141-nucleotide messenger RNA. Its product is annotated as adhesion regulating molecule family. Gene Ontology annotation, molecular function: ubiquitin binding; proteasome binding; endopeptidase activator activity. The transcript has 3 exons. The record is from RefSeq and is a predicted model, not a curated record. Lineage: Eukaryota; Rhodophyta; Bangiophyceae; Galdieriales; Galdieriaceae. Gene Ontology annotation, cellular component: cytoplasm; proteasome regulatory particle, lid subcomplex; nucleus. Bases 21 to 854 code for a protein of 277 amino acids. Gene Ontology annotation, biological process: ubiquitin-dependent protein catabolic process.